Messenger RNA from Myotis brandtii (Brandt's bat), 808 nucleotides. RefSeq names its product TCF3 fusion partner homolog. The record is from RefSeq and is a predicted model, not a curated record. The transcript is spliced from 2 exons. NCBI's taxonomy places the organism in Eukaryota, Metazoa, Chordata, Mammalia, Chiroptera, Vespertilionidae. Gene Ontology annotation, cellular component: Ino80 complex. Gene Ontology annotation, molecular function: DNA binding. Gene Ontology annotation, biological process: positive regulation of apoptotic process; apoptotic signaling pathway; apoptotic process. Bases 62 to 808 code for a protein of 248 amino acids.
CAAGCCACUUUAACCUAGAGGUUUGCAAGGUUGGAAGUUCUGCGCCGGGAGCCUGGGAGAAAUGGAGCUGGAGCAGAGAGAGGGGACCAUGGCAGCUGUGGGCUUUGAGGAGUUCUCAGCACCUCCCGGCUGGGAGCUGGAGCUGCCUCCGCUGUUCAGUGGUCACAUCCUGGAGAGUGAGCUUGAGACCGAAGUGGAGUUCAUGUCUGGGGGUCUGGGCAGCUCCAGCCUUCAGGAGCGAGAUGAAGAGGAGGAGGCAGCCCGAGGCCGGUGGCUGCGCCAACGGGAACUCAAUCGCAUGAAGUACCAGGUGCUGGGUCGGCGCUGCAGGGAGAUCGAGCAGGUGAACAAGCGGGUCCUGAACAGGCUCCAUCAGGUACAGAGGAUAACACAGAGACUCCAGCAGGAGCGGAGGUUCCUCAUGAGGCUGCUGGACUCCUACGGUGAAGGCUACCAGGCCAGCCAGUUCACCAUCUUACUGGAGGACGAGGGCAGCCAGGGCACAGACGCCCCCACCCCAGGCAACGCAGAGAACGAGCCUCCAGAGAAAGAGGGGCUGUCCCCCCCGCUGGCGGCGAAGAGCAAAGGCCUGGGUUCCAGGAUGAGAGAACCCUCUGAUGUGAAGUGGACAGGGGCUGGUAUUCUCUCCAGAAGUAUUGUGGCACAUGCCCUCAAACCCCAAAGCUUUGACUUAGAAGCUGCCUUGCACCUGGAAAGGCUCAGCAGGAUGAAGACCAGUUACAGAAAUGUACCACUUCAUUGUGUUCCCAGACUUCUUGGAAGUGUUGCCAUGUAUUUUGCCAACUGA